Molecule: messenger RNA, 3693 nt
Organism: Aedes albopictus (Asian tiger mosquito)
Lineage: Eukaryota; Metazoa; Arthropoda; Insecta; Diptera; Culicidae
Exons: 1
Coding region: 1-3693 (1230 amino acids)
Biological process (GO): DNA integration
Molecular function (GO): nucleic acid binding
Source: RefSeq, a predicted model, not a curated record
AUGAUUUCUCCGUUCGAAGAAGAGAUGCAGUUUUUCGUCUUGCCGAAGCUGACUAUUUCGCUGCCGACCUCCAGUUUCAAUCCAUCGGAAUGGAACCUUCCUGAGUCGACGUUCAUGGCGGAUCCAGACUUCUACGAAUCUGGGCCGGUGGAUGUGAUAAUCGGGGCGGAGUACUACCUGGACUUGUUGGCCGAUGGACGGCUGAAAGAGACGGAGAAUGGACCUACACUGCAGAACACUGUUUUCGGCUGGAUCGUUUCUGGCCGAGUUCCGGAUAUCCCAAUCAACGAACCACGUUCCGUAGUCAACGUUUGUUCUACAACGGAGUUGCAAGACCAGCUAACUAAAUUCUGGGAGAUUGAAACCUGUCGUACGGUCAGCAAUCAUUCCGUGGAAGAAUCUGCUUGCGAGGAGAUUUUUACGCAGACGACAGUGCGUGACGAAACUGGGCGAUUCAUCGUUACACUACCGAAGAAGGAUUAUCUCGUUGAGAGACUAGGCGAAUCAAGAUCCAUUGCCAUUCGACGACUGAACAGCUUGGAGCGGCGACUGUCGGUGAACCCCGAAUUGCGAACACAAUACUUCGACUUCAUCCAAGAAUACCUGGAUAUGGGUCACAUGGUGGAGGUUUCUGAGGACUGUGAAGGAGUUGCAUACUACAUGCCGCAUCAUGCUGUCCUGAAGCCAGAGAGCACAACAACCAAACUACGAGUUGUGUUUGACGCUUCGUGCAAGACCUCAACAGGAGUGUCGCUCAACGAGGCAUUGAUGGUCGGUCCCGUAGUGCAAGAUGAGCUAAUCAACAUAAAUCUCCGAUUCCGUCUUCAUCGUUAUGCUGUCGUAGCGGAUGUGGCGAAAAUGUAUCGCAUGAUAGCUGUUUCUGGUCCUGAUCGAAAGCUGCAGAGGAUCGUGUGGAAGGGCAACACCGACCAAGAAAUUCGAACGUUCGAGUUGGCGACAGUGACGUAUGGAACAGCGUCCGCACCAUAUCUCGCUACUAGGUGUCUGGUGCAAUUAGCAGAAGAGGAAAAGGAAUCCCAUCCCAUGGCAGCAGCCGUUCUGAAGGAAGACUUCUACGUCGAUGACAUGCUGUCAGGAAUCGACGAGAUAGAUGAAGGAAAGCAGUUUGUCGAAGAAAUGGUGGAUUUGAUGCAGUCUGGUGGUUUUACGUUAUGGAAGUGGAAUUCCAACAGCGAGGAAAUAUUACGCCACGUUCCGGAGCAUCUUCGCGAUGAUCGAACAAUUCUCACGCUUGAUUCAAGCGAUUCCACUGUGAAAACGCUAGGGCUACAGUGGGAACCACGAACAGAUGCUUACCGCUUCAGCACUCCGAAGUGGAACGAGUCAGAUGCUGUAACCAAGCGGACAGUUUUGUCGGAUAUCUCCCGUUUGUUCGAUCCGUUGGGAUUGAUCGGUCCAGUCAUCGUUCAAGCGAAGCUGUUCGUGCAGGAGCUCUGGGAGCGUGAAUGCAGCUGGGACACUCCAUUAAGCGAAGAGUUGAAGGAAAGAUGGCUAGAGUACCGCAGAAACAUGAUCGGCUUGGACGGAAUCACGGUUCCACGUUGGAUUGGAGUCACAAAGUCACUGGAAUCCAUCGAACUACAUGGGUUCUGUGAUGCUUCACGAAAGGCAUACGGCGCGUGCAUUUAUAUCCGAACCGUUACAAAUGAUGGUACCGUAGACGUACGGUUGCUUACAGCGAAGUCUCGAGUUGCUCCUCUAGAGAAUCUCAAGAAGAAGAAGAAGUCACUCUCCACUCCACGACUCGAGCUUUCCUCGGCACUGUUACUCGCACAUCUCUACGAGAAGGUUAUCGACAGCAUCCACAUGGCCGUGGAAUCGCAUUUCUGGACAGAUUCGACGAUUGUGAAAUACUGGCUGGCGUCAGUUCCCUCCAGAUGGAAAGAAUUCGUCUGCAACCGUGUAUCGGAGAUCCAGCACGUCACCAAGGCCGGGACCUGGAAUCACGUUCCCGGAACAGAGAACCCAGCAGACAUCAUUUCUCGGGGCAUGGCACCCCCACAGCUACAGUACGAGUCCCUCUGGUGGCAUGGACCUCACUGGCUACUCCAAGACCGAGCAAACUGGCCAAAUUCUGAACCGGACACAAGUCAACUUCAGCCGUCGAUUCUGGAGGAAAAGGGAGCUGUUUCGGCACUGUUGCCCAGCGCGGAGCCUAGCGAAAUCUUCAGUCGUCGGUCAUCACUAACAGAUCUUGUGACGCUGGUAGCCUUCCUGCAACGGUUCUGCUUCAAUGCGAGAGCCACAAAUCGGGAGCGUCGCAAGCAAGCUCAUCUUACGCUCGCCGAACGUGACGCAGCGCUUCGUUUGCUAGUUUGCCUCGCCCAGAAAGAAUCCUUUCCGCAAGAAUACGCCGAAUUGUCACGUGGUCGUACGGUUCAAGAUUCCUCCCGUAUCGCUUCACUGAAUCCCGAGAUGGUAGAUGGCAUUAUUUGCGUCGGCGGCCGGUUGCGGAACGCCAAGGUUCCUGCAGGCCGGAAACACCCAUAUGUCAUUGAUCAUCGUCAUCCGUUCACCACGCUCGUCAUGGCUGAAUACCAUCAGAAUCUGUUCCACGCGGGCCAACAACUACUAGUGUCGUCUGUUCGUGGAAAAUACUGGCCGACAAAUGCUCGCAAUGUAGCUCGAAAGGUUAUCCACGACUGUGUUCGCUGCUUCCGUGUCAAACCGAAGAUUCACGAGCAACUGAUGGCGGAUCUUCCGUCAGAGAGGGUUACACCUUGUAGUCCCUUCCAACGCGUCGGCAUUGAUCUGUGUGGACCAUUCCAAAUGAAAUAUCCUCAGCGUUCUGCCCGUCCCGUGAAAUGCUUUGUCGUCGUUUUCGUCUGCCUGGUAACGAAGGCAGCCCACCUGGAAUUGGUAGCUGAUCAAACGUCUCAGGCAUUCCUAGCUUCCCUCAGACGUUUCACGUCACGACGCGGAAGACCGUCUCUCAUCAUGUGUGACAACGGCAGAAAUUUCAUCGGGGCCAAUCGAGAGUUGGCAGAACUGAAGAAGCUCUUCAUCGACCAGCAGUUCCAGAACACCGUGGUCAGAGAAACAGCGAACGACAAUAUAGAGUUUCGUUUCAUCCCCGCCCGCUCCCCAAACUUCGGAGGAUUGUGGGAGAGCGCAGUGAAGUCCUUCAAAACACUGUUGAAACGAACCAUCGGAGCAAGAACCCUGCAGUACGACGAGUUCCAGACACUGCUCACGCAGAUUGAGGCAGUUCUAAACUCUCGCCCGCUCACUCCGGUUAGCAACGACCCCAGUGACUACGAGGCUCUAACACCGGGUCAUUUCCUCAUCCAACGUCCGUUGGCAGCUAUUCCGGAGCCGAACCUUGAUGGCUUACCGGAAAACCGAUUGUCUGCAUGGCAAACCGUGCAGCAUUUUGUGCAACUCUUGUGGAGGAAAUGGUCCACUCAAUAUUUAUCAAACCUGCAUAACCGCACGAAGUGGACCAAGAAGCGAGACAACGUGAAGGUCGGAACAAUGGUGGUGCUGAAGGACGAGAAUCAGCCACCGUUGAAUUGGCUUCUGGGUCGAAUAACCGAGGUACACACUGGAGCAGACGGAAACAUUCGGGUAGUGAAUGUUCGAACGAAGGAUGGCAGCUACAAACGAGCAAUCUCGAAGGUCUGCAUCCUUCCAAUCAGCGACAAUUUCCAAUCGUCAGCAGGGGAGAACUAG